This is a messenger RNA of Exophiala aquamarina CBS 119918, 804 nucleotides long. RefSeq lists its product as uncharacterized. Bases 1 to 804 code for a protein of 267 amino acids. Lineage: Eukaryota; Fungi; Ascomycota; Eurotiomycetes; Chaetothyriales; Herpotrichiellaceae. The record is from RefSeq and is a predicted model, not a curated record. The transcript has a single exon.
AUGAAAGCUAUCACACACGAGAAGGGUGCACAAGUUCCUUCCAUCAAGGUCUAUGCCAACAAAUACUUAGAUCAUGUUAUCGUUGUUACCGGAGCAGCAUCUGGCAUCGGGAAAGUGACGGCACAUCUCUUUGCCGAGCAAGGUGCAGAUGUCGUGCUUUUUGAUAUCGACGAGCCGAACAUCAAGGACGUUCAGUCUUCUAUCCUCCAACAAGGAGGCAAGGCAGAAAUCCAGGUCUGCGAUGUGAGUGAUGAUGGAUCUGUCAACAAGGCGAUUGACGCUACGAUACAAAGAUUUGGCAAGAUCGAUGUUUUGAUCAAUCUCGCUGGCACGGCUGUUUUCUCUCCUUUGGAGCGCCAAACCACGGAAAACUAUCAACAAGUAAUUUCGACGAAUCUCGAUGGAGGCUUCUUCCUGACUCGUGCCGUUCUCCCUCAUAUGCGAAAAGCCAGAUAUGGGCGCAUUAUACACACGUCCUCCUCAACAACUGGUAACCCGGCCUUUGGAUUAGCACCUUAUGUUGCUUCCAAAGCCGGCAUCAUCGGGCUAGUUCGCGCGAGUGCAGUGGAAGCUGGACCUGGCAUCACAGUCAACGCGCUUCUCCCGGGUCUUACUGACUUCACCAAAGUUGCUGAGACCGAACAAUCUUCACUGCUCUUUGACAGUGUCCUCGCUCGCCAGGCCAUCAAGCGCAGAGGCCACCCUCUCGAUAUGGCACAUGCAUUAUCCUUUAUCGCUAGCCCAGAAGCAGCGUUCUUUACUGGACAGGCUUUCGAGUGUAGUGGUGGCGAGUCUUUCCGCUGA